Fusarium vanettenii 77-13-4 is the source of this 2376-nucleotide messenger RNA. RefSeq lists its product as uncharacterized. The transcript has 5 exons. Lineage: Eukaryota; Fungi; Ascomycota; Sordariomycetes; Hypocreales; Nectriaceae. Gene Ontology annotation, biological process: DNA-templated transcription. The record is from RefSeq and is a predicted model, not a curated record. The coding region runs from base 1 to 2376 and encodes 791 amino acids. Gene Ontology annotation, molecular function: DNA binding; zinc ion binding.
AUGGCUAAUCGUGUGGAUACUAGCGCUGCGGGUGAGCUGGGUCGGUAUCAGUGCAGCCAUUGCACCCGGCGGUACAAGCGAAGCGACCAUCUCGCUCGGCAUGCGCGUUCACACACCCAAUUUAAGCCAUACAAGUGCCACAUAUGCUCCAAAAUGUUCAUGAGAGUAGAUAUACUCAACAGACAUAUUAUCGGCCAUCAGGGCCAGAAGGUUGGAAGAGACAAUAGCAAUUCCCUACAGGGCAAUGAUGAAGGGGCGCAUACAAGGCAGAAAGAUUACCCAGAUAGGCCCGCGGUUACUGUGCAAACGCCUGUGAGUGGCGCAGGUACAAGCACCGAGCAUCUAGAAUGGGGUCAGCCAUUUCGAGACGGCCUCUCUAAGCUGCCAGUCACAGUUGAUGAAGCCAACUCCAAUCUCGAUGGCCCCAUUGUCAUGUUUCAUGAUCUCGAGAUGGAGCCAUGGAGCCUACUCGAGACCCCCUCAGCCGGGGAAUUGCCAGCAGGCUUCAAUUUUAAUGAGCUGGACCUACGUCUCUUGGAUUCGUACAACGUCAACGUCCCAUUUCAGCUUACCACUUUUCCUAAUUGCCAACCAACGGCCGAGAGCACUCCAAAGUCAACUUCAAGCCUAACUUCAACUUCAACUCAACUGACAAACACAAUAUCGUCUCCCAGGUCCUACUGGAACUUUUGCCACAACACUAAUUUGGCUCCGAUCGAGUCAGGCUCAGAACCUCAAGGUCUUGUCAAUGACGCCGUGCCGUGGAAAAAGUUAUUGCCCGCUUCUAGGGACAAAAUAUUGACCAUAAUCCUCGGUAACUCUCGUUUAACGAGUUUGUUCAAGACUCUAAGUUUGUUUCCUUCGGUGGAGCUUCUGGAUGGGCUUCUGCGCCACUACCUGACUUCACCGGUCUCGCAUGCCUAUACAUUCUUGCAUUUAGCAACGUUUGAUCCAAACGCAAAGAGUCCAGAACUUCUAGCGUCAAUGAUUUCAUCCGCUUCCCUUCUGACCCCAGAUCCUACCUUGCAAAAACUGGGUUUUACGAUCCAAGAGUGCGUGUUGGGUACACUCCCAAGACAUUUCCAGGCAGGAAACUCAGCUAUCAGAGACUUGGAGCUUGCCCAGGCCUUUCUCAUCACUGUUGAGGUUGGCCUUUGGAGUGGACAAAUCAAACAAACGGAAGCCGCCGAAAGUUUUCUGCAGCCGCUAUUGACAAUGAUUCGACGCACCGGCAAGUUCAACCACUCGAGUUACCCCAAGGUGAGGAUAGACAACGUGGAAGACGGCCGCCUCGAGUCAUUCUGGCAGGAGUGGGUGGAGCUGGAAAGCUUCAAGCGGCUGGUGUUUAGAGUGCUCAAACACGAUACGAAUACGUCGACGGCCCUGCAGACAAAUCCCCUCAUUUCAUAUGCCGAGGUGUCUUUACCCCUCCCACAGCCCACAAGUCUGUGGUGCGCGCCAACGGCCGAGCAGUGGAAGGCCACCUUUCUCAAUCAAGGCAUCGACAUUGACCGAACACUUACACUACAUGAUUAUUUCAAUGACCCACAACAGUUGUAUACUUUGGAAAAAGCCCUGGAUAUCGACAUCGCCCGAGAUGCGUUUUUGUCGUGUUGUUGGCGUCUCUCAUGGGAAUACAUCCAGCUGCGGUCCUUCCAAGCAUACCAUCCGCAGCAAUGGAGUUCCACGGUAAUGAGCCUGCGAUACGAGGAGCUCAUCCAACUCAUGAGGCAUUUCCACAGCGGUGUCAGCCUCGUGGUGAAUCCUCUAUUGGAUGCGGAAAUGAAGAUGCAUUAUAUUCAGCUGCACCUUCACCUGCCCUGCCACGAUAUUCAAUUGUUUAGUACAUCAAAAAAGUCCGAUCAACUUGAAGCGGCUUUUCUCAGGCUUGGCAGGUGGUCCAGGGAAGCGCCAGCUCGGAAAUCAAUCUUGCAUGCCGGCCAAAUAAUUCGAAUAGCUGCUUCGUCCCUACACGCAACCAUCCGGGGACCAGCUGCUUUCAUGUUAUACCAUGCGGGUCUGGCACUUCUGAUAUAUGGUAGAUUCUCUGCAAGCAAGAACAGGAUGAGUAUACGUGAGGACGGCUCCCCUAUCAACGGGUUCGAGCAACGCCAAGUUGUCCGUGUUGAUGGUGUCGACAGUGCCAUUACACAACAAUUCGUCGAGUUUGGGCUUGGUACACCCACCAUUCAAGACUUUUCAGACUUAGGGCAUACCUGGGGUGAAGUACCAGUGAGCAAUUAUCAGGACAUUUCGAGUGCUAUCAUUCGGGUCUUCCGAGGCAACUACAAGGAUUCUUUCCGACCCCCCAUCGUGAAUCAGAUGAUUCAGUUGAUAGUAGAGCUUCAAGAACUCUUGAAAGCGUAUUCUGAAUAA